AUGCUUAGCUCAAACAGUUUGAAGAACGUUGCCUUUACUUUAAAGGAUGGAUGUGUCAUGCACAUAAAAGCGGAAUUUGUUACUAUUUUCGAAGUUUUUCAGCGAGAAGUUAAACCGCCGGCAAACUUUUUGGAAGAAGUGCGGGCUUUAGAACGGUGCCAUAAGAAGCAAGAGCCCGCUUUCGAUGAACAUAAUUUGCUAUAUCGGAAUAAACGACUUCUUAUUCGAUUUAAAGCAAUCUGUUCAAUCCCAUCGUCUUAUUUACUUGGAAUGCGUGGAUGUCCUUCCAGAACAGUGAUAUAUUGCCUUGCGGAAAGAGAAAAUCCAUACUGCACAAGCUCAGACUGCCGAAAAUUAAAUUUGACUCAAGUAUCAGGCGUGAGUUCAGAGGGAGGAGUGGUGACAGAAGUCGUUAAAUAUGGAGCCCUGAAAAAAGGAGGUGAUUCCAAGGAAAGCAUGGAGAAAAGUGACGAGUUUUAUGCAAGCGAGGGAAUCGCAUACGAGGAAGACUUCGCUUAUUACUCAGAUGAAACUGAUUUAGCUGUAUCGAACCAAAUCAGUCUUCUGUGUUUCCUGACGACAGUGAUGAUGAUCUGA
Molecule: messenger RNA, 597 nt
Organism: Thelazia callipaeda (thelaziosis nematode)
Lineage: Eukaryota; Metazoa; Nematoda; Chromadorea; Rhabditida; Thelaziidae
Source: the annotation of a GenBank genome assembly